Molecule: messenger RNA, 746 nt
Organism: Schizosaccharomyces japonicus yFS275
Lineage: Eukaryota; Fungi; Ascomycota; Schizosaccharomycetes; Schizosaccharomycetales; Schizosaccharomycetaceae
Product: DUF814 domain-containing protein
Exons: 5
Coding region: 291-746 (151 amino acids)
Source: RefSeq, a predicted model, not a curated record
AAAUGUGGUGUCACCGAAGAUGUUUGGUAAGAAUAGACCGUUGCACAGUUGCUUCUCAUUGAGUUUUGUGGGUGUUCUCAACGAAAAAGGGAACCAUGCGCAAGUCUCCUUCCUUGGACAUUGAUGAACAAGACCAUUAUCUCAUUAGGGAUGGGAUUGAAAAAGGAUUGAUGAUGAUUGAAGUUAUACAGUGUGCUCGGAAAUGGUGUUUUUUCAUAGGGACUGACCGGUGAAGGUUUCACGUAGACAAACUUUCCUCUGCUCACGUUUACGCCCGGCUACCUAUUGGAAUGGACUGGACGGCAAUUCCCGAAGAUGUUUUGAUUGAUUGUGCUCAAUUGACAAAGGCGAACUCUAUUCAGGGAAACAAAAUGAAAAACGUGGUUAUUAUCUAUACCCCUUGGGCAAACUUGAAGAAGACCGGCGACAUGGCGGUCGGUCAAGUCUCGUUUAAAAAUCCACAACUGGUAAAACGAGUCCAUGUCGCUGCUCGCGAGAAUGCCAUCAUUAAUCGUUUGAUGAAAACUCGUGUUGAAAAGUUUCCCGACCUCAUGGCCGAGCAAAUUGCUUAUGACAGUGAGAAGAAGCGAAAGGCCAAAGCCGAGGCCAUCAAAAAGGCCAAGGAAGAAGAAGCAAUUGCGAAGGAACGUAAGGCUGCCUCCGACGCUUACAAACAUGCCUACGAUGAUUUGUUUAACGAGGAAAACAUGCGAAGCACUGGCUGGGAUGAGGACGACUUUAUGUAA